AGCUGUGGUACACUAUUAAAUAUUUAUAUUAAUGUGAAAAGGUCAAAGUUGAUAGUUAAGACAGUGCAAAAUAUGCAUAACUUCCAAAUUUGGAAAAUUUUAGUAAAAAUUCUUCUACAUAAUAACUAUGGAUAAAUCGUCAGCCAAAGAGAUAUUUUUCCAUUCAUGCAUAGUUGGUGAUUUGAAUGCAAUCAAAAUUAACUUGUUCCACAAYGUAUCACCCUUCUGCCUAGACAAGUAUGGAAACAAUGCUUUGCACAUAGCUUCCAUGAACAAUCAACCAAAAGUAUUGGAAUAUUUAAUAAAGACUGUCAAAACUUAUAAAAGCAACUUUCGAAAUAAAAUUGGACGUACAGCUUUAAAUAUUGCUGCCGCUCAAGGUGCAUUUGAGUGCAUUGAAGUUUUACUAAACAAUUUUCACUGUGACAUAAAUUCUACAGAUAAGAUUUUUAACAAUAGUCCAUUACACUGGUGUGUUACAAGCAAAUGUAUCAAAGGUGUUAAGAAAUUAUUGGAUGUGGGAGCUGAUUUCACUCUAGUAAACAAAUUUGGUAAAACUCCUUUACAACUUGCCAAAACAACAUGUUUGGAUAUUUUUCAUUUAUUAGACAAUUUUAUCAAAAAUAAAAAUAAGGAUCAAUGUUUGCACWCAGCUCGACAGAUUAAUAAUGGUAUUGAAAGAAAAAUUGAUAUUAGCUCAAAAUCAUCGAAUUCACCACAAUUUAAGAUAACCAAUGACGAUUCAAAAAUAUUUAGUAAAACUGUCGAUCAACAAAGUGUCAAUUGUGAAACAAUACUUGAUCCUAAUUUGGCAUCUAAUAAUUCUGAUGAAUCAUUUUAUUUAGACAUUUCAAAAUUGAAACAUGGUGAUAAUUCUGUUUUAAAAUUAUUGGAAAAAUCUAUCGAGCCAGUUGACGAAACUUCUUUUGUGUCAUCUAUUUUAAACAGCGGAAAAGUUAUUCAGUUGACUGAAGCUGGUAUACUUGCUUUGGAAUACACAAAAAAUGAAAUAAAUACUCCAAUUCCUGAUCGUCUUGUACAAAGCUUCUUGAACACAUCUCAACAAUACAAUGAAAAUGAAAAUUACAUCGACAAUGAUACUAUUGAAAAAGAUGGUGAAUUAGGUUCAGUAACACUUGCCAGAGGAUUAAAACGUCUGAAAAGUCCACAACCAUGCUCUAAAAGACUAAAAUUUACUGAAUGUGCUAAAACAUCGGAGUUUGAAAGUUUAUUAGAUCAUUUGACUUCAAAGUGUACCAAAGCUGUACCCAGAGUUUAUAAUUCAAAUUCCUACUGUUCUCAAAGUUCAUCUGUAGAAAAUAGUACAGUUAGAAAUAAUGAAGUUUGCAAUCRAAAUCAAAUAGUUUGUGUAAACCCCGACAUUAAAGCUCAACCCAAAUGGGUCGAUGAUUUAAUCUGUUUAUUACAUAAAUUGGAUAAUUCAGACAAAGUGGAACACAAAUCAAUUGAACUAACUUGAUGAACUUGGUCAUUUAUUAUCAGUAAACUCUUGACAUUUUUGUCAUUCCUGGUGGUACAGUUUAGUAAAUACAUUUUUUGUAUUCAACAGCAUAAUGAAUAAUGAUAUAUAUACAACGUGAUACUUAUUUUGUAAAAAAUAAAAACUUUUUGUUUAAAGAAUWCGACUUUGAUCCUAAAAGAGAACUGUUCAGGAGUCAGGCCAUCAAUGAUCAAUACACUGUUUGUAAAUACUAUUGAUCUUAAAUUAUUUUAAGUUUUGCGUAUUUUGUUUUAUUUAAAUCAUUUAAUUAUUAACUGGAUUUUUCAUGUACCUAUAAUAAUUUAUUUAAAAAGUAUAAAAAAAAAAUGCCAAAAUAAGGCCAUGCCAAUAUUUGUUAUCCAACAACUAAUACAGCAAUACCCUUUCUUUUUUUUUACCUGGUUACAUAAUUAUUCACUGAUMAAAUUAAAACAAAACUGUAAAUUUUAUAAAAUUUAUAUUGUGGAAUUAGAUUAACACAUACAUCUAAAAGAAAGUAUGUGAGAAUAAAUUAUCAAAAAAUAAAUAAAUAAACCUUUCUUUUACCUAUUA
Diuraphis noxia (Russian wheat aphid) is the source of this 2053-nucleotide messenger RNA. RefSeq names its product Ada2a-containing complex component 3 (gene Atac3). Gene Ontology annotation, molecular function: protein binding. The record is from RefSeq and is a predicted model, not a curated record. Lineage: Eukaryota; Metazoa; Arthropoda; Insecta; Hemiptera; Aphididae.